AUGAUUGCGAACCAAAGCCUCAUACGCACCAUCAUUGGAGUGACAGGCAAUGUAAUCUCGUGUGGUUUGUUUUUGUCGCCCAUGCCGACGUACAUACAAAUCAUCAAGAGCAAGGAUGUGAAGAAAUUUUCACCAAUUCCCUACCUUGCCACAUUGCUCAAUUGCUUGCUUUGGUUUUUCUAUGGGUUGCCCAUCGUCCACCCCAAUAGCCUUCUAGUUAUCACCAUCAAUGGCAUUGGUAUAGCCUUUGAAAUAUUCUACCUAACCGUUUUCUUAAUCUAUGCUGCUCGCCAAGGCCGUUUGAAGGUCAUCAAACUAUUAGCACUUGAGGCGGUGUUCAUGAUAGCUGUAGUAACUUUAGUGCUCUUGUUGAUCCACACAACCACCAAGAGAUCCUUAGUUGUAGGUAUCCUCUGUAUUAUCUUUGGAACUUGCAUGUAUGCGUCUCCUCUUGUUGUGAUGAAACUUGUGAUUCAAACAAAGAGCGUGGAGUUCAUGCCCUUCACACUUUCUCUUGCUAGCUUUCUUAAUGGAGUUUGUUGGACUAUCUAUGGUUUCCUCCCCUUCGAUAUCAAUCUCCUUGUUCCUAAUGGUUUGGGGACUCUCUUUGGUCUUGCUCAACUAAUCCUCUAUGCUUGUUAUUUCAAGUCCACACCGAACAAGAAUACUAAAGCUGAGGUGGAGCUACCACCCUCUAUUAGUAAUAAUAUGAGUUUAUGGCUAGAGGACCUCAUAAUGCAACAUCUUCAAUUAAGCUCCACUCCAAGUCAAAUUCCUUUCAAUUCUAGUGAUGAUGAUGGUGAUGAUGAUGACGACGAUGAUGGUGGUGAUGGUUCUUCAUGA
Zingiber officinale is the source of this 843-nucleotide messenger RNA. RefSeq names its product bidirectional sugar transporter SWEET5-like. Gene Ontology annotation, cellular component: membrane. Gene Ontology annotation, molecular function: sugar transmembrane transporter activity. Gene Ontology annotation, biological process: carbohydrate transport. The record is from RefSeq and is a predicted model, not a curated record. Lineage: Eukaryota; Viridiplantae; Streptophyta; Magnoliopsida; Zingiberales; Zingiberaceae. The coding region runs from base 1 to 843 and encodes 280 amino acids. The transcript is spliced from 8 exons.